Molecule: messenger RNA, 3885 nt
Organism: Hipposideros armiger (great roundleaf bat)
Lineage: Eukaryota; Metazoa; Chordata; Mammalia; Chiroptera; Hipposideridae
Product: centriole, cilia and spindle-associated protein-like
Exons: 1
Coding region: 1-774 (257 amino acids)
Biological process (GO): regulation of mitotic spindle assembly
Cellular component (GO): axon; spindle; ciliary basal body
Molecular function (GO): microtubule binding
Source: RefSeq, a predicted model, not a curated record
AUGUCCCCGGGCAGCAGGAUGAAGAGCGAGUACAUGAAGCGCUAUCGGGAGCCGCGUUGGGACGAGUACGCGCCUUGCUACCGCGAGCUGCUGCUCUACCGCCUGGGCCGCCGGCUGCUGGAGCAGGCGCACUCGCCCUGGCUCUGGGACGACAGGGGCCCGGCUGAGGCCUCGGACGACUCGGCGUUGUCCGGCAACGGGAGCCCCGCGCCACAGGGCGCCGGGGACUCGCCGCCGCCGCCCGCGGAGCUCGGGGCGCCGGAGGGGCCGGCCGGGGACGCGGAGGCCGGGGACGCAGAGGUCGGCGAGGCGAAAGGCACGUCUCUGCCAGCAUCGCCAGUGAAAGGCAUAAAAGGAAAACCUGAACAACAGGUCAGAACAAAUGAGACCGGCCGAUUGCCCAGCUGCGAACCCUGUCACCAGCAAGGUGCCUUGUUUGCUAGAGGAGCUGGGAAAGCGGUCAGAAGUCCUCAAAGAUCGUCAAGUAAAGCAAAAGAGAAGAUGCAUCCGUUUGCCCUGUAUGGGUGGGGAGAAAAGCAGACGGACAUUGGAAGCCAAAGGACUCACAACGUCUGUGCGUCGGCCCCAGUGUGUGCGAUUCAUGAGUCAGCAUUACGAGCCAAGACCAGGAGACAGAUGGAAAAGAGGAAACUGGCUGCUCAGAGGCAGCGGGUGCACUCAGUAGAUGUGGAGAACAGCAGAAGGACCAAGGCUUCGUCCUCGGAGAACCCGUGGAUGACAGAGUACAUGAGAUGCUACUCGGCUGGAGCUUAAAGGAAGAAGCAGCUGCCUGGACAGCCUCCUUUAAGAAGUGUAAACCCAAGAACAAGCAAACAAAAAUCAUGAAAAGAAACUGGACGCAGGUCUAAGAAACCAACUGAUUAUGCAAGGUUUUUCUUAGGGAAUUUCCAAAAGAUUGUUCUAUUUGGAUGAACCCUGGUCACCUUCCUCAGAAGGAAGGUGACUGACAGUUGAAGCCAAAGACACUUGGUUAUUUAUGAAGAUAAUUCCCUAAAUCUUUGAUAUUCUUACAAGGGUUUUGUUUUAAAGCAUCUUAAUCCUUUAAGAUAUCAACACCAAAUGCUUUUAAAUGGGUAUAGAUGCUUCACACUCAGUAUUUUUUUUCAUCAGUUUAGGCAGAUCCUAUUUCAUCCAUAGCUUUUCAGAUCCCUUGGCUGGUCAGAUCAUUCUACAACUUGCGGCAUAGACUCAUUUCCUUCCGUGGAGUUUUGUGAGUCUCAAGUCCUAGUGGGUUUCAGUACUGACACUGAGUCCAUGUACCGUGAAAGCAGAGCUUGGGUAGUUUCUGAAAAAUUAAACUUAUUUGUAUUUCAGUUCAGCAUGACUUCAUGUACACUUCACAUCUGAGAAUUAGCUGGGCUGGGCGAGGGUCAUCUUUUCUCUUUAAACUAUCAGCUAGGCACUUACUAUUUAACAGUUUAAUAGUUCAGAUGCUCCUAUAGGAGUGCCCUGCAGUGUGUCUGCAGUGGUCCUCUCGCUUCUUUGGAGUCAGACUCACUUUCUUCUUAUUGUGAGAUUUUUUUAGAACCCGUAAUGAGGAAUCGGUCAUUUGCUGAGGGCUCACUUGCUGUGGACUUUUGCUUCUUCUGGUAUAGUUGGCAGUGAUAUUUAGAACUUAUCUGAAAUUUCAUUUAAUAAAACUGAGGUUCUCUUGCUCAUGGGGGAUGAAGAACAAACUUAGGAUGCCCAUUAGAGAUGUUAACGUUCUGCACUUGUCCUCUACAGGACUCACUGGUAACAAAGCCUCAAUGAUGCACAUAGUCAGACAUUUCACUGAAAUACCUUAGUCCUAGACUCCCAGCAGGUAGAUCUCAUUUAGAAGGUAAUGUAUACACCUGUCAGUAUGUAAAUGACACACUCCUUCUCAUUGGUACAUUUGCUUUGGGGACAGGACAAGGAGUUCUGAGGAACACUGGUUCCAUCCAGCAGAGACAGGAGUCGACAGGAAGCACAAGUACUGAAUUCUUCACAGCAGAGAAGAGGGGCGCUUGGCCGACCCAGCACCUCAGAGGUGGGACUGAAAAUGUGGUAUUUGGUGGCGGGCCGAGCAUGCCUUGGUAUUUUUACUCUGGGUCUUAGAAGUAUUAUGGUCAAUUUUUAGAACACACAUUUGUUUUAUUCCAUAGUGUCAUCUUACAACUGUAUUAAGCUUUCAAAACUCAUAUUGAAGAAUUGUGAGCUUUAAAAAAAAGACUUAAGUAUUUUGCAUCGUUUUGACUUGAACUGUUUUUCAAAGAAAGCUCUCCUCACUGAGGUGUAUAUUUAACAAUAAGUUCUUUAUGUUGUCUAAAACAAUUGUGGUAGUGACUGGUGACUCUUGCUUACUAUUAAAGUCCUUAAGCAUUGAAAGGAACUGAAAGAUCAAAUUAAUGUGGUACAGUAAGUUCCCGACUUACGAACAUUCACUGAUACGAACGGACCUUACAUUACAAACAUUCGUAGAUGCGAACAAAUCGUGGAAGUAGCUCACGUGUCUGCCAGACAUUGUGACAGUUGUGCUGCUGUGUGCUUACUGUACAGUGCGAUAAUGUAUAGUCAGUAGUACAGUGAUCAAUCAGAGCCCAGGAUGUCUGGAAGCAAGAGGAAAGGAAAAGCAGUGGUGAUGUGGAGGGGACUGCAAGGAAGCACAAAGAUUCACUUUGUCGGACUUGCGAACGAAUCUGACUUAAGAAUGUUCUCCCGGAAUGGAACUUGUUCGUAAGUCGGGGACUUACUGUAGUUGUAUGGUGUAGCUCAUAGUGAACACUGUUCCUUUAAAGCCGCUUCCAGACCACACGUCCAGGGGAGUCUGACAAUCUUAGGGAAGGGAGCCCUGGGGAGUAGCAUGGACAGGCUGCCUUAGAAACCUUCACUUCCUCUCUCUCUUUAGAAAACACCCAUAUUUAAUGAGCUUACUACCAGAAACUCCAGAUGGAGAUCUGAAAUAAAUCAAUGUGAAUUGUGAGUCCCUUUUCUAGGUCCAAAUCAUUAGUUGGUUAGGGUUUCGUUUCUUUCUUUCUCCUUAGGGGAGAAAAUUAUCUUUUGAGCCAGUGAAAUUUUUUCAGUUGUAACAAUUUGAUGGUCUUACUUUCCCCUUCUCAUUCUAGCAGCUAAUGUGGUUGAAAUUAUGUUCCUAAUUCUUGGGACAAUUUGCAAGACAGAAAGUUUAAAAUAACCUUUCGUUAUUUUCCAAACUCUUCGUUGAAAAGAUUGAAACUGCUUGAGGAUCCAGUGAUAUUUAAAAUAUAGAAUAAAAUAGCUACUACACAGGACUCUUUAUAAUUUUGGAUCUAAGCUCUUAAUUAAAAUAAUUUGCCAUGAUAAAAAAGAAUAACCCAGGGUUUUUGCCCUGUGAGACUGGAAAUAGAAAUGAUGAAAACACUGAGUAACUGUUUUGGAGCUAAGGGGUAAAAUCAGCUUGGCUUUGGACACAGUAAAGGAUAUUUACAUGGAAACAUUGUCAGCAUAAUUUUCAUCACAUAGUUGUAAAUUAAAUUAGUUCGGUGUUGGAUAAUCAGUAGCUUAAGGAUAAUAGCAGCACUUAUUAGAAAAGAUGCUUUCACCAGAGAUGACUUAAAGGGAAAUAGGAGGAUGCAGGGUUACUGGCUCAGCCUUUAAAGAGUGCCAACAAUCAUGGGCUGGAAGCAGAACUCAGAAUAGAAUAAUUUCAGGAAGGGUUCUUUUGCUUAUAGCUUAGUAGCUAGAGCUGACAUGGAUACAAAGCAGAGGCAGUACAGGAUACUGGAAUGUCUUGAACUAAAUAAAGGUCAUACUCCUUAGUGCAGUAUAAAAUCGAUUUAGUAUGUUCCACAUAGUAAGGUCAUGUAUUGUUUCCUGACACUCUUGUUUUAGAUAUAUAAACAUAUAUGAUGUGUGUGCUGAGUU